AACUGUCAGCUGUUGUUUGUUUACUGCGCCGGCUUCGUGGCGGAUGUUGUGUGACAAGGAGCCGGUGAACACCGGUGACAGCGAGGGGUACCCGGACAAGAGAAGCACGGGGUGCCGCUGGGUAAAAGGACCCGCUGGAUAGCGGGUGACAUGGAGGCCGGAGGUGCAGGAGAUGGGGCUGAGGCGCUGACAGGAUGGAUCUGCUGUCUGUCUUACAACCAGGACUGCACGUCAUUGGCCAUAGGAAUGAAAAAUGGCUACAAGCUCUUUUCUCUGAGCUCUGUAGAGCAGCUUGACCCAGUACAUGAAAGCAUUUACCACCCAGGCCUGUGUGCGCUCUCAAUAAACCAUUCCAACUCCUAUCUUGCGUAUCCUGGAAGUUCCUCAGUGGGCGAGAUCAUUCUGUAUGACUCCAACUGCUUGAAAACUGAAUGCACCAUAUCUGCCCAUGAUAGUCCACUUGCUGCUAUUGCCUUUAAUUCAUCAGGAUCCAAACUAGCCAGUGCCUCUGAGAAGGGUACUGUGAUUCGUGUAUUUUCUAUUCCUGAGGGGCAGAAACUCUAUGAAUUUAGAAGAGGAAUGAAGAGGUACGUGAACAUCAGCUCCCUAAUCUUCAGCAUGGACUCUCAGUUCUUGUGUGCAUCUAGUAACACAGAGACUGUUCACAUCUUUAAAUUAGAACACGUGCCAGACAGACCAGACGAAAAUGCCUCCUGGACUGGCUAUGUAGGCAAGAUGUUUAUGGCUGCCUCAAACUACCUCCCUAGCCAAGUGUCUGACAUGAUGAACCAGGAUCGGGCCUUUGCCACUGUGCGCCUAAACUUCUCUGGACAAAGAAAUGCUUGUACCAUAGUCACAAUCCAGAAACUCCCACGACUCCUAGUAGCGUCCUCCAGCGGCCAUCUUUAUAUCUACAACCUGGAUCCACAGGACGGAGGAGAGUGUGUGUUAAUCAAGAAGCACAGCCUGCUAAGCUCAGGCAAGCCUGAGUUGGAUGGAGAGAGCGAUAAUCAAGGGGCUAUGUCUUAUGCAGCAACUGUAGCAAGGGCAUCUACAACACCUUUCUCAUCCACAGUAACAGGUUACUCAGAGGACGGUGGAGCAUUGCGAGGAGAGGUCUUUCCUGAACAUGAGUAUGCAGCAGGACCCGUCCAUCUGGAUGAUGAAAAUGAGUUUCCACCUAUAAGUUUGUGUCGCGGAGGGCAGAAGUGCAGAGACGAUGGGCUGUGACAAGAAGCCAAUGACUGAAUUCCACGCGCAGGGGUGAGACCGAAGAAACAGCUUCUGUUAGAGCCAUUAAAACUCUAUUAUAAAGGUGCUCCAUAUUAUUUAUUGUGACGAUGUUUGUUUUUUAUGGAAGGGUGUGGUAUAAAUACACUGUAAACACAUUCUGUUUUACUUAAAGGGACAUUAAAGGCUUUUUUUUAUUUUUUAUCUGACCUAAAUAAAACCUACUUUUUAUUUUCAUGCUGGUAAAAAUAUGUCCCUGACCAAUAUAGCUGUGGUUGGGGUCCUUAUCAGCCAAUGAGUGAUCAGUCCCAAAACAAGAUUUUGCACAAUAUUCACUUAAUUUUGCUAAAUAUCAUUUCCAUCUUAAUAUGGGAAGAGUCCACAGCUGCAUUCCUUACUUGUGGGAAAUACUGAACCUGGCCACCAGGAGGAGGCAAAGAUACCGCAGCCAAAGGCUUAAAUACCUCCCCCACUUCCUCAUAACCCCAGUCAUUCUUUGCCUUUCGUCACAGGAGGUUGGCAGAGAAGUGUCAGAAGAUUCGGAGUAGUCUCUUAUGCAGGGUAGUACUCUUCUAAAUGGGACUGGAGUUUUAAGUAGUCCCGUCAGCCUCUCAAUGAGAGCAUGGAUGAAAGUUAGAGUCCGGAGAUGCAGGAAGAGACUUUCUGCGAAACCAUCCCGACUCAUAUUAACAGCUCCCUAGGCAAUCAGCAUUUCGCUGCCUGCUUUCUUCACUCAAGUCCAUGUCAGAAGCCAUGCUACUGUCACACUUCAAGGGCCUUGUUCCUGUUCCACUGCGUAGAUUCUGGUAAGAUUGUUUCAUAUUUUAUACAUGUAUGAUAACGCAAGAAGACAGGGUCACAGUGUGUCUCCUUUUAUCUGUAUAGAAUCAAGGAUUAAUAUCUCCUUAGAGGGAUUAUUGAACAGGGGGGAAUAAUCUUAAUAUGUUAAUUUGAUUUUAUGCUGCUUUUAUGUGUGAGAUGUUAUGGGCUCAUAGGCUGUUAUGGAAUAUACAGGUUUCACUUUCACUUUGAGAGCCAUGCAGCUUACAAGCUUGGCGUGCUUUCUCAGAACAGGGAUGGUCCUGCAUAGUGCACCAUUUGAUUCAUUCCCUUUUUUCCUGACCGGGUGUCUAUCAGAGAGGAGCCAUAAAUCUCUGUACUGUCUGGGUCAUAGGAGGUGAUGAGUGCCCCAGCCAUUGGAGUAUAAGGGUGCCAUCUUUUUGAAUAAAAUAAUGUUUUAUUUCUCUAGUUCUUCGGUUAUUGCACUAGCGAUGGAGGAUUCUGUUACUUUAGAGGGCACUCCCUCUAUUCCCAAUUAGUAAUUCCUGUUUAUAUGGUGAGGAGGCCUUAGUUCCGCCCUCUGUUAUGUUCUAUAUGCCUUGAUAAUGUGAUAAUAUCAAACAUGUUUGAUACCACAGAGCCGUCCACUUCUGAGGAGUCGUCAUCCAGUGAGGUGCUUACCCUACAAUCUUAUAUCUCUACACAUGCAGUUUUCCGGUAGCAUUGCUGAUCCUCCAUCUGGAGGGGGCCUUAUUUUCACCAGACGUUACUGUGCAGAUCAGACGGCGGUGUCUGCAGCCUUUAAUGCUUUACAUCGCCCUGCUAAGCGCAAGCGAAAGGUUACAUAUUGCACUCCUUCCCAGAGUACAUCAGAUAAUUUAUUGGAUUUAACUGAGGGUUAUCCGAGGAUGAAGUUCUUUCUGAGACUUCAGAGUAUGAACAUUCUAGGUUGGAGUCUGAUGACUAAACCUCCGGCUGCGGAGGAAACAGACUUUAGUUUAGCAAUUUGCGCUUUCUUCUAAAGGAAGUUUUUGGCGAAUUCAGAGGUUCCAGAGGCCAAAUUGCCUGAUGAACCUUUAAUUCCUAAAUUGGAUAGAGUUUGAGGACAGGGUGAUACCUUAUCCUUCCCUGAUCCCGUUAGAUGGUGAACAUUAUCAAGAAUGAAUGGAACAGGAUUGGAUUCCUUUUCCGCUCUUCUCCCUUUAACAAAUUGUCCCUGGUCCUGGACUCUCAAUGGAGUUGUGAGGUUCCAUCCCUAAAUGGGAUGGCAUUAUCUUCACCCUUGCUAAACGUAUUACUAUCCCGCUUGAGGAUAGUUCUUCAUUUGAAGAGCCCAUGGAUAAAAGAUGGAAACUCUUUUAAGAAAGAUGUUUCAACAUACAGUAUAUUUGUUUCAACCGGCGGUGGCUGCUGCCGCAGUUACUGGAGAAACUACCUUCUGGUGUGACUCCUUAUAGGAUUUGAUCGGGGUGGAGGAUCCCCUCGAUGUUACUCAGAAAGUAGGGUUGUUAAUUCUUUUAUCUGUGCUGCUAUUAGGCAGUUUAUUUGCUUGAAUGCUAUGGCUUCAGCUUUUUCUGUUCAGGCCCGUCGGGCUCUGGCUGAAGUCAUGGUCUGCGGAUAUGACUUCUAAGUCUAGACUUCUUCCCUCCCUUUAAGGGAAUGAUUUUGUCUGGUCCAGGCCUGGACUCAAAUAUCUCCACGGUCAUAGGAGGCAAGGGUGCCUUCCUACCGCAAGAGUAUAUUAACUAAUCUAAGGGACAAUUUUCAUUCUGAUAAAGCCCAUAUCAGCAGUCCUCCACUAAGCCAGAGCACUUGGAGCCGGCUCAGUCCUGGAAUAAAUCAAAGCAGAGCAAGAAGCCCGGCGAGUCUACGUCGGCAUGAAUGGGCAGUCCCUGGUCCUCUUCUGGAUCAUGUAGGGGGCAGUAUGUUGCUCCUUUCAGUCACCUGGUUCAGGGGCGUGCAGGAUCCGUGGGUCUUGGAGGUCAUAGCUCAGGGUUACAAGAUAGGUUUUAAGUUUCAGCCACCCAAGGGCAGAGUCCUCCUGUCUUCCUGUUCUCUAGGAGUUAUUGCCCCGGUGCCUAUCGCAGUGAGAGGUUUGGGAUACUAUUCAAACCUUUUCGUGGUCCCUAAAAAGGAGGGAACUUUCCUUCUGAUUCUGGGCCUAGAGUGCUUAAGCAGGUUUUUAAAUAUCCCCUCGUUUAAGAUGGAGACAAUAAGGUCCAUUCUUCCCCUCGUUUGAGAGGGGUAAGUUCAUGACCACGAUAGAUCUGAAAGAUGCUCCCUUCUCGUACCAAUCCUCAGGGAUCACUUCCAGUUCCUAAGGUUUGCAUUCCUGGACCAGCACUUCCAGUUUAUUGCCCUUCCGUUUGGCCUAGCUAAAGAAAUUUUUCAAAGAGUGGACCAUUCGGAUAUCGCCUCUGUCUUCUUCGAUCCCAUGGAUGGCAGAUAAUCUAGAGAGAGUUCUCUUGUAUCAAGUACCAGGGUAGAAUUUUCAGGUACUAUAAUAGUCUCCAUAGACAUGAGAAUAUUUCUAACAGACCAGCGACAUUGCAAGCUAGCUUCAACAUGUCUUGCCCUCCAGAUCUCCUUAAGGCCUUCUGUGGCUCGGUGUAUGGAGGUGAUUGGUCUCAUGGUGUCCAGCUAUGACAUAAUUUCCUUUGCCAGGUUUCACCUCAGACUGUUGAAACUGUGCAUGCUGAACUAGUGGAACGGCGAUCAUUCGGAUCUGUCUCAACAGAUUUCUCUGGACAACCAAUCGGGAGAAUCGCUCUCUUGGCGGUUUUGUCCGGAUCACUACUUCCGAGGGACGUCCGUCUCAAGACCAUCCUGGGUGAUUGAGACUACGGUUGUGAGUCUGUCAGGAUGGGGAGUUGUUUGGGGUGCCAGGAAGGCACAUGGCCUUUGGUCUCAGGAGGUAAAGCUCCCUCCUGAUCUCAUUUUGGAUCUUCGGGCAAUAUACAAUGCUCUGAAGGCUUGGCCUCUGCUUGGUUCAUCCCAGUUAAUUAGAUUCCAAUCAAGCAAUAUAUCCUUGAUGGCUUGCAUCAACCAUCGGGGGGGGGGAACGAGAAGCUCCCUAGUUUUGAGGGAAGUAUCUCGGAUUCUGGUGUGGGGGAGACCCGCAUUUGUUCGCUGUCAGCGAUCCACAUUCUGGGUGUGGACAACUGGGAAGUGGAUUUCCUCAGCAGACAAUCCUUUCAUCUGGGAGAAUGGUCUCUCCAUCCCAAGUGUUUGCAGAGAUUUGCAAGAGGAAGAUCUUAUAACGUCUCAAUACCAAGCUACCCAGAUAGGGGUCGAGGUACAGGGAUCCUCAGGCGGAGCUAACAGAUGCAUUAACGGUGCCUUGGAGGUUCAAUCCAAUUUCUCCUUUCUGUCCGUUACCACUACUUCCUAGUGUAGUGGCUCGAGUCAAGCAGGCGUCAGUGAUACUGACUGAUCCGUCUUCGCCGCUAAGGAUAUGGUUCGUGGAUCUAGUGGGGAUGUCAUCAUUCCUCCGUGAGAAAGGGAUCUGGUGACCAAGGUCUCUUUGUUCAUCAAUGUCUAGAUUCUCUGAGGCUGACUGCGUGGAGAUUGAUUAGUCCUAGCCAAGAGAGGGUUUUCUGAGUUAUUUUUACUCUCAUUCAAGCUUGUAAGCUGGUUGCUCGUCGCAUCUAUCAUAGUGUGUGGAGGACCUACUUAUUCUGUUCUCCAGUAUUUGACCCUGUCUGUGUUAUUGCACAAGAGGUUUGCAGAGCUUCCGAAUGUGAAGCCAUUUGUUAAGGCUCUGCUGGGAUCAGAGCUGUGUUUAGAUUUAAGGCUCCUCCUUGUUGAGUUUAAAUCUUGUCCUUAAGGUUUUGCAAUGGGCUCCGUUGGAGACUAUGCAUGAAGUAGACAUUAAAUUGUUGUCUUGGAAGGUUCCUUUUCUAUUGGCUAUUGCUUCUACGUGCAGAUUAUCUGUGAUUGCUGCCUUGCAAUACGUCCCUCCUUAUCUGGCUUUUAAUGCCGAUAAGGAUGUUUUAGGAACCAAGUUAGGUUUUCUUCCUGAGGUUGUGUCAAUUCGCAACAUCAAUCAAGAGAUUGUGGUUCCUUUCUUAUGUCCUAAUCCUCCAUCGUCGAAGGAACGUUUACAACAUAUUUCUGGAUGUGGUUUGUGCUAUGAAGUUCUAUCUUCGGGCCACGAAGGAAUUUAGACAAACCUCUUUCUCUGUUUGUUUUUUUUCCGGGAAUCGUAGGGGUCAGAGGGCCUCUUCUACUUCCUUAUCUUUUUGUCUGAGGAGUGUCAUCCGUUUAGCAUAGAAACGGCGGGACAUAAGCCUCCUCUGAGGAUUACAGCUCAUUCUACGAGAGCAGUGGUUUCCUCUUGGGCCUUCAAAAAUGAGGCCUCUAUGGAUCAGAUUUGUAAGGCGGCUACCUGGUUCUCACAUACUUUUUCCAACAUUUUACAAGUAAAGCCUUCGGGAGAAAGGUUUUGCAGGCUGUGGUGCCAUCAGAUUAGGGUCCGCCUCUCUUUUUUUCCCUCCUGUUAGCAUUCUGUGUACUCUAGAGCUUGGGUAUAUGUUUCCCACAAGUAAGGAAUGCAGCUGUGGACUCUUCCCAUAUUUAAGAUGGAAAACAUAAAUUAUGCUUACCUGAUCAUUUAAUUUCCAUCUGUAUGAAAAGAGUCCACAGCUCCCGCCCGUGUUUUCCGAUGGGCGGACCUAAAUUUGAAUUUUUUUGUUCUGUCACCUUUUUUACCCUGAUAUUUCUACCGUUCCUUGUUCCCUCGGCAGAAUGACUGGGGUUAUGAGGAAGUGGGGGAGGUAUUUAAGCCUUUGGCUGGGGUGUCUUUGCCUCCUACUGGUGGCGAAGUUAAGUAUUUCCCACAAGUAAGGAAUGCAGCUGUGGACUCUUCCCAUACAGAUGGAAAUUAAAUUAUCAGGUAAGCAUCAUUUAUGUUUUUAAAUCUCUAACCAUUUUCAAUAAAAAUGUAUUGAAAGGAAGGUUAAAUAAAAAUGUUUAAGUACCACAUAAUGUAAUGUGCAUUCAUUAUGUAUUUUUCUGAUAUUCCUGUAAUAAUAUGCACCUUUUCCCUCCCCCAAGGGCACUAGACCCUGAAUGCAAACUAUAGAUUGUUAGUGCAUAGCAGUGUUUCUCGACUCCAGUCCUCAAGUUACCUAACAGGCCAGAAUUUCAUCAUAUCUUAACUAGAGCCCAGGUGAAAUAAUCAGUUGACCAAUAACCCCAUUUCCUCUAGUUAAAAGGUCAUUUAACUGCUGUGCACAACUACAAAAUAAUAGUAACUAAUAGUAACACCCUGUUCCUGCAGCUCUAUUCAAAUCAGUUUUCCUGUUUUAAGAGCUUAAAGGUGCCAGAUACUGAAGCUCUGCCUCUUUAUACUGGGCAGCGCCAUCUUGGACCUCAAGUAUUCUCACAGCCUAUGACUUUUUUACAGCUGUAUCACCCUGAAGCACUUUAUACAAAGCAGGAGCUUUAAUUUUUGCAGUUGCUGCAUUGCCCUAUAUUAUUGUUUGUUGAGUUAUUAUUAUAACAAUAUUAUAUUCCUGUUGUUGAGUGCUUAAUAAAAUACAUUUUGUGUAACUGUAAAACUGUGUAAAAAAUGUAAAGCUCACAUUAUGUAUCCUGCAAGCCAACUCCAAACAAAUGAUACAGCUGUGAAAAAUGUCGGCAAUGUUACUGAUCUGUGAAUGUGCACGGCUUCUGUCACAGACUGUGAGAAUACUUAACCCCUUAAGGACCGGGCAUUUCAGUCUAAAAUUUCCCCAAAAGACCAGAGCAUUUUUAGCAUUUUUGCUAUCACUCCAUUUAAACAGAAUUAGAGCCUUUUUUUAUUCACCUAUCAAAACUAUAUAUUAUUUUAGUAGACAACCAAAAGUAUUGAUCUAGGCCCAUUUUGGCAUAUUUCAUGCCACAAUUUCACCGCCAAAUGCAAUCAAAUAAUAAUAAAAAAAAAUUGUUAACUUUUCACAAACGUUAGGUUUCUCACUGAAACAAAUGUUUGUAAAUGCUUCUCUGGAAUCCCCUUUGUUCAGAAAUAGCAGACAUAUAUAGCUUUGCCAUUGCUUUUUAGUAAUUAGAAGACCGCUAAUUGCAGCUGCACACCAAACUUUUAUUAUUCCCAGCAGUGAAGGGGUUAAUCAGGUAGCUUGUAAGGUUAAUUUUAGCUUUAGUGUAGAGAUUUCCCUCCCACCUGACACUUCCUAUCCCCCGAUCCCUACCUCUCUCAAAAAGCUCUCUUCCCUCUCUGCAUCGGUAACUCUGCCCGUCUAUUUCUGCACUGCCCCAGUUGUGGGUCAUGCAGAAAUAGUGCUACCAUGCUACAGGGUACGACGCUUGUCCUUAAGGGCUUAACGACCCGCAUCAUAUAGGGUACGGUGCUGGUCAUUAAGGGGUUAAACUCCAAGAUGGCGGCACCCAGUAUGAAGAGGUGAAGCUUCAGUAUCUAGCACCUUUAAGCUUUUAAAACAAGAGAACAGAUUUGAAAAGUUGCAGGAACAGGAUGAAAUGCAAUAACAUAGUGCGUAGUUACUAUUCCUUUGUAGUUGUGCACAGCAGUUUCAUGUCCCUUAUAACUAGAUAUGAACAUUUGGCAUGUUAGGGGUAGUUGAGGACUGGUGUAUAGGGCAAUGCUACACAAUGUCUUAAAUGUCACCUUAGAACAGCCUGUGAUUGGCUUCAGCAAGGAAGACCAGGGAUUUGUAAUCCCACCAUGUUUGGAACACAGGCUGUCUUGCAAUAUCAAAGCCCUGCAAAUUUUCAUAACAGAAUUUUUUUUUUUUUUAAUUAUUCUAAAAAAUUUAUUUUAUACGUAGAUUUUUAGCGCAGUAUCUAAUUGCUUACAUACUAUAUGGCCUUUAGUGUCCCUAGUGCUGCUCUUCCAUAUGCAUGAGAGAACAUAUUUAAGUUUAAAGUGUCGUUAACUAAAGUAUGCAAGAACCACAAUAUAUAAAUUGUUUUACAUGUAAUAUUGUAUUUAUCCUUUUAUACAAAUGGUUUUCCUUAAUUUAUGCAAUUUUAUUUGUACAAAAUGUACUUAUAGGAAACCCUAUAUUUCUGUUCAUAAUAUAAAUAUGAAAUUCUACCUGUGCAUUAUACAGAUAUGCAAAAAAAACAAAUUUUAAGGAGUAAUAAUAAAGUAUCUGCAACAAA
Molecule: messenger RNA, 9132 nt
Organism: Bombina bombina (fire-bellied toad)
Lineage: Eukaryota; Metazoa; Chordata; Amphibia; Anura; Bombinatoridae
Product: WD repeat domain phosphoinositide-interacting protein 1
Exons: 11
Coding region: 151-1230 (359 amino acids)
Biological process (GO): nucleophagy; autophagy of mitochondrion; protein lipidation
Cellular component (GO): phagophore assembly site membrane; cytosol; extrinsic component of membrane
Molecular function (GO): phosphatidylinositol-3-phosphate binding; protein binding; phosphatidylinositol-3,5-bisphosphate binding
Source: RefSeq, a predicted model, not a curated record